AAAACAAGUGAUUGCUUUUCUUUCCUCAUUUUUGGAAGCCCUGCCCACCACACAGCUGCAGUGGACAUCCCGGUUCCUUGAUGGACGAAGAAAGCCAACUGAUCCAGCCUCAAGACCAGAGCUGCUGGGCCACCCUGCCCGAUGUGUGCCUACGUUGUAUUUUCUGGUGGCUAGGAGACGAGGACAGGUCCAGAGCAGCCCUUGUCUGCAGAAAGUGGAACCAGAUGAUGUAUUCGGCUGACCUCUGGCGAUACAGGACCAUCACGUUUAGUGGGAGACCUUCCAGGGUACACGCGUACGAAUUUGAGUCGGCUGUUUGGUAUGUUAAGAAAUUUGGUCGUUAUCUGGAGCACCUGGAGAUCAAAUUCCUGAAUCCUUACAGCGUUGUCCUGACCAGGAAGUUCCAGGUCACCAUGCAAGGCCUUCUCUCGUGUCUGGGCAAGAGAAACAACCGUCUGAAAUCUCUCUCCAUCCAGCACCUGGAACUGGACCGCCUGGUCUGGAGGAACAGCAUCAGAAGGUUGUUCUUGAAAAGCUUGAGCUCAUUCUUGAACAAAAUGGGCAAACACCUGGGUUAUCUCAGCCUGAAAGGGGCUAGGCUCACCGUGGAGCAGGGCUGCCACAUCCUCGACUCCCUGAGCUGCUUAAGGAAAGAGAAUGUGGUGUCGGAGCUCAACAUCGAGGACUUCUUCAGCCACCACCUCGCUGUCUACAGCAGCCCCCAGUUCAACAAGACCAUGGCCACGUUCCGCAGCCUGGUGUCCCUGACCCUCAACUACAACUGCAUCUCCGAUGAGCUGCUGGAGAACCUGUGUGAGAACAAUGCCGGCACGCUCUGGAGCAUGAACAUCAAGUGCCACAUCCACGACCCCCACGGGCAGGUCGUCUGGGGCGUGUCCUGGGCCAAGCUGGCCAGGUAUGCCACCAACCUGAAGGUCAGCUUCUCCUUUGAGAAAGUCGUGAAGUAUAAACGCUUGGCCCGGAUCCUCCUGCACGAGAUCCCAAUCAGGAGCAUCAGUCUGAGAAACUGCUCAUUCAGCAGCCCCGACUGCUCCAUGAAGCCCACUCUGACGGAUCUCCUGCCCACCUUCCGGCACACUCUGCAGAAAUUAACUUUUGAGUUCAACAACAACCAUGAGUCUCUGGACGAGGAGCUGCACCUCCUCAUCUUAUCCUGCAGGGAGUUGUUUUCCUUCAAAAUCUGGGCUUUCCUUGAUGUUAAGUUUGUGGAGCAGAUCCUGAAGAGUCAGGAAGAAGGGCGGUGUGCCCUGCGCACACUCAAGGUGAGAAUUUAUACAAACAGAUAUGAGACGCAUGAAGAGGACAGGACACUGCGGGAAAUUUACAGGAAGUACAGAAGGCUGAUCGAUUCAGAGUUUAACUAUUUUGUCGUCGCUUACUCCAUGAUGUAAGGAGCGCUCUCCAGAGGAAGAAAGGCAAGAGCACUUUGAACUUGACAAUCCGAGCCUCACAGAAUGACACUUUGGGCAUCCCUUACCCCCACCCCUUUUUCUCCUCUCUCUCCUCAUUGCUAGUUUCACACCAACAUGACACCCCAGCAACGGCUGGGACUUCUGGUCAUGUGAAGACCCCAGGUGACUUUAAAGUGCUAUCUUUACCAACUA
Lipotes vexillifer (Yangtze River dolphin) is the source of this 1625-nucleotide messenger RNA. It is a transcript of the gene FBXO39, whose product is annotated as F-box protein 39. Lineage: Eukaryota; Metazoa; Chordata; Mammalia; Artiodactyla; Lipotidae. The transcript has 3 exons. Gene Ontology annotation, cellular component: SCF ubiquitin ligase complex. The coding region runs from base 81 to 1412 and encodes 443 amino acids. Gene Ontology annotation, molecular function: protein binding. Gene Ontology annotation, biological process: SCF-dependent proteasomal ubiquitin-dependent protein catabolic process. The record is from RefSeq and is a predicted model, not a curated record.